AUGGCAGUAGGCAGCUUUAGGUGGAGAAAAAGCAAAAGCAAGAUUAAGAAGAUAAUUAAUCCUCAUAAGAUGAGACGAAAGAAGGAUGAAGAAGGGAAAAGGGCAAAUAAGAAUGGUACUUUUGCGGUGAACAAUGAAACUACUUACGCUACCAUUGAAGUAAGGAGCGGAGCCACUAAGGGACUAGAGUGGUCAUGA
Molecule: messenger RNA, 198 nt
Organism: Prunus armeniaca (apricot)
Lineage: Eukaryota; Viridiplantae; Streptophyta; Magnoliopsida; Rosales; Rosaceae
Source: the annotation of a GenBank genome assembly